Mesocricetus auratus (golden hamster) is the source of this 1317-nucleotide messenger RNA. RefSeq names its product C1GALT1-specific chaperone 1-like. NCBI's taxonomy places the organism in Eukaryota, Metazoa, Chordata, Mammalia, Rodentia, Cricetidae. The coding region runs from base 154 to 1107 and encodes 317 amino acids. The transcript has a single exon. The record is from RefSeq and is a predicted model, not a curated record. Gene Ontology annotation, molecular function: N-acetylgalactosaminide beta-1,3-galactosyltransferase activity.
UUCUAUAUAACCACCUCCUUACAGGAGACCAACGAGAGGUUACGAUUUGCUCCUGUUAUUGCCAGGUCAGUAGCAUAGGAAAAAGCUUGGUUUUGAGCAGAAAGCCACAGGUGGCUGUGUCUUUUGUCGCUGAGCCAUUUUAGACUCAGAAAGAUGCUUUCACAAUGCAACUCAUUUUUGAAGGGUGUGAUACUCGGAAGUGCUAUCUUUGCCAUGAUCACAGUGCUUGGGCACCUUAGGCUAGGUCGCAGAAAUGGGAUGCACCACCACGACCAUCACCACCUGCAAGCUCCUAACAAAGAAGUCUUGAAAAUGUCGGAAGCUGAACGCGUGGAACUCAGUAACUACUUCCGGGUUUACUGUAUCAUCCUUGCAUCAUCCACAGAUGUGAGUCUGUGGGCUGCAGUGAAGGAGACUUGGAGCAAACACUGUGAUAAAGCAGAGUUCUUCAGUUCUAAACCUGUUAAAGUGUUUGAGUCUAUUGUUCUGAAUGGGAGUGACACCUGGUUGGUGAUGAAACAAGCUUUCCUGUUUGCCUUUAAUGAAAGCAAAGACCAAUAUAACUGGUUCUUUAUUGCAUAUCCCACUACAUUUGCUAUUAUCGAAAACUUAAAGUAUUUUUUGCUAAGAAAAGACCCAUCACAACCUUUCUAUCUGGGUCACACUGAACAUUUUAUAAGAAUUGAAUAUGUGAGUAUGGAGGGGGGAAUUGUAUUAAGUAUAGAAUCAAUGAAAAGACUCAACAGACUUCUCACUGUCAGUAGAAAGUGUCCGGAAGAGAGGAAAGGGUUUUGGAAUUUGCAUGAAGAACUGCUGCUAGCAAUGUGCCUGAGAAAUGACGGAGUGCUUGCAGAAAAUGCUGAAGAUGACGAAGGAAAAGACUUAUUUAAUACCAAGACUAUUGGGAUGUUUAUUAGAGAGGCAAUGACUGACUACCCGAACGAUGUAAUAGAAGAAUGCUGUUCUGACAUGGCCAUUACUUUCAGUAGACUGACUCCUGAUCAAAUGCAUGUCAUGAUGUAUGGGGUGUACCGUCUUAGGGCAUUUGGACAUACUUUCAAUGAUGCUUUAAUUUUUUUACCUCCAAAUGGUUCUGACAAUGACUGAAAAAUAAGUAAGAGCCUUUUUUGAUAACCACAGAAGCCGCAUUAGCUACAAUAAUAAAAUAACCAACAAAGGAGCAUGCCUUUUUUCUGGUCUAGUCAUAUUGUAUCAUCACACAUUAAAGUCUGUCUACAUCCUUAAAUGAUAUGUUUUUUUAUUUCCCUUAAAGCAAUUGUAAAAUUUUUAUGUGUUAUAGAUGCAAGUAUUAAUAAU